UCCACCGCGUUCCCGGCAGCCUCCGCCGCUGGGGGGUGGCAGCGGCGCAAGAUGGCGGCGGACAGUGAACCCGAGUCGGAGGUGUUCGAGAUCACGGACUUCACCACCGCCUCCGAGUGGGAGAGAUUUAUUUCAAAAAUAGAAGAAGUAUUAAAUGACUGGAAACUGAUUGGGAUUUCUUCAGGCAAACCUCUAGAGAAGGGUAUAUUUACCACAGGAACAUGGGAAGAGAAAUCGGAUGAAAUUUCAUUUGCAGACUUCAGAUUCUCAGUUACCCAUCAUUAUCUUGUACAAGAGCCCAGUGACAAAGAUGGGAAGGAAGAGCUGGGAGAAGAUGCCCUCCCUCUGCCAAUGCAGGACUUGCUGUGCAUGAACAAUGACUUUCCUCCUCGGGCCCACUGUCUGGUGAGAUGGUACGGCUUACGUGAGUUUGUGGUUAUUGCUCCAGCUGCAAAUAACGAUGCUGUUGUUAGUGAAUCCAAGUGUAACCUCUUGCUGAGUUCCGUUUCCAUUGCACUGGGCAACACUGGCUGUCAGGUGCCACUGUUUGUGCAAAUCCAUCACAAGUGGCGCCGGAUGUACGUCGGGGAGUGCCAGGGCCCGGGCGUUCGCACGGACUUUGAGAUGGUUCAUCUGCGCAAGGUACCCAGCCAGUACACCCAUUUAUCAGGCCUGCUGGACAUCUUCAAAACCAAGAUUGGCUGCCCUUUAACACCACUGCCUCCAGUUAGCAUAGCUAUUCGGCUUACCUUUGUGCUCCAGGACUGGCAGCAGUACUUCUGGCCACAGCAGCCACCAGAUAUAGAUGCUCUAGUUGGGGGAGAAGUUGGAGGCUUGGAAUUUGGGAAGUUACCAUUUGGUGCCUGUGAAGAUCCUAUUAGUGAGCUGCAUUUAGCUACAACAUGGCCUCACCUCGCAGAAGGGAUAAUUGUUGACAAUGAUGUUUAUUCCGACCUGGAUCCACUUCAAGCACCCCAGUGGUCUGUGAGAGUUAGAAAAGCAGAUAACCCUCAGUGUCUAUUGGGUGAUUUCCUCACUGAGUUCUUCAAGCUUUGCCGUCGGAAGGAGUCAACUGAUGAGAUACUUGGAAGGUCUGCAUUUGAUGAGGAAGGAAAAGACGUUGCUGAUAUCACCCACGCACUGUCGAAGCUCACAGAGCCAGCACCUGUCCCAAUCCCCAAAUUAUCAGUCACCAAUAUGGUUCACAGUGCCAAGAAAAAGAUCCGCAAGCACAGAGGUGUGGAUGAGUCUCCUUUGAACAAUGAUGUGCUGAACACCAUUCUCCUGUUCUUAUUUCCUGAUGCUGCUGACAAACUUGCAGAUGUAUUUGAAAACAGAGCCAGCACUUCAGCAGGAAACAAUCCUCCUCCAGAGAAUGAAGAUUAUAAUCUCUUCAGUCAGUUUAAGUCUGCUCCAUCUGACAGUCUGACAUACAAAUUAGCUUUAUGUCUUUGUGAUCACAUGUCUGUGAAAGAUUCAACUUUAUACUUGAUAAUGGUUACACUUCUGCCUUUUGUUAGAUUAGCUAAUGGCUCUCCAGAUCUGAGAUGUUGUUUACUGCAUCAGAAGCUUCAGAUGCUAAAUUGUUGCAUUGAAAGGAAGAAAGCAAGAGAUGAGGGGAAAAGGGGGAGCGCGUCUGAUCGUUCACCUGGUGGUGCUUCUGGUGAUAACCCUGACAAGGAAAAAGAAUUUGGCAAGUCUUGGGAAUCGUGGAGUGACAGUGAAGAGGAAUUUUUUGAAUGUCUCAGUGACACAGAAGAUCUUAAAGGAAAUGGACAGGAAAAUGGCAAGAAAGGAGCAAAGGAGUCUGUAAACUUAAAACCAGAAGGUCGUUUGCAUCCACAUGGAAAACUGAUGCUGCUGCAUCCAGGAGAGCCUCUCUACGUUCCAAUAACACAGGAGCCGGCCCCCAUGACUGAAGACCUGCUGGAGGAACAGUCAGAGGUGCUGGCAAAGCUGGGGACAUCUGCAGAGGGUGCUCACCUGCGGGCACGCAUGCAGAGCGCCUGCUUGCUCUCAGAUAUGGAGUCCUUCAAGGCAGCUAAUCCUGGCUGUUGUCUGGAGGAUUUUGUGAGGUGGUACUCGCCUCGGGACUACAUCGAGGAGGAAGUGGUUGAUGAGAAGGGGAAUAAAGUCAUUAGGGGCGAGCUGAGCGCUCGGAUGAAGAUUCCCAGCAACAUGUGGGUGGAGGCCUGGGAAACAGCAAAGCCUGUCCCAGCACGGAGGCAGAAGAGGCUUUUUGAUGACACCAGGGAGGCUGAGAAGGUGCUUCAUUACCUUGCAGUUCAAAAACCAGCUGACCUGGCGAGGCAUCUUCUGCCUUGCAUCAUCCAUGCAGCUGUACUCAAGGUAAAGGAGGAAGAAGCACUAGAAGAUAUAUCUUCAGUUAAGAAGAUUAUUAAGCAGAUAAUAUCCCAUUCCAGCAAAGUGCUACGUUUUCCCAGUCCAGAGGACAAGAAGUUGGAAGAAAUAAUUGCUCAGAUUAUGAGUGUGGAAGCCAUCAUUGCCAGGGCAAGGUCUCUCAAAGCAAAAUUUGGAGUAGAGAAAUGUGAAAAUGAAGAGGAGAAAGAAGAUCUACAAAGAUUUGUAAACAGUCUCCUGGAGCAGCCAGAGGUGUCAGUUGUGGGUGCAGGAAGAGGACCUGCUGGCAGCAUCAUUCACAAGCUGUUUGUGAAUGCUCAGAGGCUGACUGAAUCUUCUGAUGAGGUGCCGGCCGUGCCGCCGCUGGAGGAGGAGCUGCGGCGCUCGGGCUCGCAGGAGGAGCGCAGGCAGGGGCUGCAGUCCGAGUUCCCCCCGCCCACGGGCCGGGAGGUGAUCCUGCGCACCUCGGUGCCCCGGCCCGCCCCCUACUCCAAGGCGCUGCCGCAGCGCAUGUACAGCGUGCUGACCCGCGAGGAUUUCCGGCUGGCAGGGGCCUUCUCUGCGGACACCACCUUCUUCUGACACGGCCCGUGCGCCGGGGACUCGCUGCUGCGGGCAGGGAGCGCUGCACGGGGACUGGCGUGCGCUGCAGCCGGAGCGCCGCUUCCCAAGGACCGGCAUCGGCCGCUGUGACAGGCGGCUGGAGCAACUCAUCUCCGAGGUUUGGAAUGGCUUCAGGAGGGGCUUCAAACUCUCUGCCCAAAAGGAGCGUAUUUUCCUUUCCUUGCAUUAGCUUAAUUACGGACCUGAAGGGGCUGUGUGCAAAUAUGUUGAAAUUCAUGCAGAACGUGCUGCUUUACACUUCAGGAUCGGACUUUAUCAAGUGACAUUAGUCUGCUUAAAUUGAUAUAUAUAAACGUUAAGUAAUUUAUAUUUAUUACUAAUCAUAAUCACAGAGCCCCAUAUUUUUUGGUUAAUCACUGUUGCAAGUGCUUCUGAAUUAUCCUUAUUUUUAUUUAAAGUGUACAGUUUAUUCUCUAGUUUGUGCUGAAGUCUCCUGUUUGUCCAGAUCUCAUCGCUUCUCCCAGAGAGAACUAAGUGGACAGUGAGUCUGACAGGCAGCCUGCAGUGGAUCACUGAGGGGUUGGGAUAUUUUAUAUCCUUCCCUGUGUGCAAGGGCCAAAGCUGGAUGGAAUGACACCCCAGAGGUGUUUCACUGUGAGCAACUCACUGGUGUUCACCGAGGCUCUUACUUGCACUCCCUGUCAUCGAUGGGAGAGGAGGGGACAGCUCUGUCACCUCUGGCCCCCUCAACCCACAUGUGCCAAUGUUGCAUUACAGUGACCUUCAUCUGUUUGAAUGAGAAUCAGCAGAAGAUCAGAGUUACUUUACAAAUGUACGAACAGCUACAGUAUUGUGGACAUUACUCAAUAAAUAUGAACAUACAGUUGGCUCUCAGUA
This is a messenger RNA of Cyanistes caeruleus (blue tit), 3822 nucleotides long. Lineage: Eukaryota; Metazoa; Chordata; Aves; Passeriformes; Paridae. The record is from RefSeq and is a predicted model, not a curated record.